AUGCGGACUCCUUCGACCCCUCGGGCCUUGGCAUUGGCAGUCAUUGCCUCUACUGCCUCUGCAGCGGCUGCGUCUCUCAAGGAUGUUUGCACUGUCGAGUAUGCCAAGUCAAAGUUGCCUGCCUCUGAUUUCAUCCAGGGUAUCACCCUUGACCCUUCGUCCGUCACCACGAACAUCGUGUACAAUGCCUCCACCAGCGCCGACAGCACCUUUUACCCGGCGGCGACCUUUUCGUACUGCAACUUGACCCUGGCAUACUCCCACGACGGCCGUGCAGGUGACCAAGUCCUCGUCCAAUACUGGCUACCCGACCCCGCCAAGUUCGAGAAUCGGUACCUGUCAACCGGUGGCGGAGGUUAUGCUAUCUACUCUGGAUCCCAGUCUCUACCCGGUGGUGUCAUGUACGGUGCUGUGGCUGGCGCUACCGAUGGUGGCUUUGGAAGCUUCUCGACCAACGUCGAUGCAGUCAUGCUCCUAGCCAAUGGCACUCUUAACUAUGAAUCACUGUACAUGUUCGGGUACAAGGCUCACUGGGAGCUUAGCAAGAUCGGAAAGCAGUUCACCCGGAACUUAUACAACAUGGCCGAGAAAACCAAGCUCUAUUCGUACUACCAGGGCUGCUCCGAAGGUGGUCGUGAAGGCUGGAGCCAGAUCCAGCGCUAUGGCGAUGAAUGGGACGGUGCGGCGAUUGGUGCCCCUGCUUUCCGCUGGUCCUUCCAGCAGACCCAGCACCUGUACUCGAAUAUCGUCACUCAGACUCUGGGAUACUACCCGCCUACCUGUGAGAUGGAGAAGAUUGUCAACGAGACCAUUUCUGCUUGCGACUCCCUGGACGGCCUGAAGGAUGGUGUGGUCUCACGCUCUGAUCUUUGCCAGCUGCACUUUGAUCUCUCCACCUUGGUUGGAAAGCCAUACUACUGUCCCGCCGCCGCUGCCUCGAGCUCAGCCCAUGGCCCCUCGUCCGCCGCGACUCCCGUCCAGAACGGUACCAUUUCCAAAGAGGCUGUGGAGGUCGCCAAGGAAGUGAUCCGAGGACUACGCGACUCGCAAGGCCGCCAGGUCUACCUCUCCUACCAGACCGCAGCAACCUUUGCGGACGUCACCACCCAGUACAACUCCACCACUGAUAAAUGGGAGCUCUCGGUCGACGGACUCGGCGCCGAAUUCAUCGCCCUGUUGCUCAACAAGAACGGCACAGAUCUCUCCAACCUCAACGGCGUGACAUACGACACCCUGAAGGAGUGGAUGAUCGUCGGCAUGCAGGAAUACGCCUCCACUCUGCAAACCAACUGGCCCGACCUGACCCCCUUCCACAACGCCGGCGGCAAGGUGAUUCACUUCCACGGCGAGGCAGACAACAGCAUCCCCACCGCGUCCUCCGUGCGAUACUGGGAGUCCGUCCGAAGCAUCAUGUACCCCAGCCUAUCCUACAAGGACGGCGCCGAUGCCCUGAAGGACUGGUACCAGCUGUACCUCGUUCCCGGUGCCGCUCACUGCUCGACCAACACGCUCCAGCCCAACGGACCUUUCCCGCAGACGAACCUGCAGGUCCUGAUCAACUGGGUUGAGAAGGAUGUCAAGCCCGUGACUCUGAAUGCCACCGUGCUGCAGGGUGAGAAUGUGGGUCAGAACCGACAGAUUUGCGCCUGGCCUCUGCGUCCUCUUUGGAAGAAUGGCAAGAUGGAGUGUGAGUAUGAUCAGAAGUCGAUUGAUACUUGGCACUAUGAUUUCGAUGGUGUGCCGCUGCCUGUUUACUAA
Messenger RNA from Penicillium cataractarum, 1758 nucleotides. RefSeq names its product putative tannase. Bases 1 to 1758 code for a protein of 585 amino acids. The transcript has a single exon. The record is from RefSeq and is a predicted model, not a curated record. NCBI's taxonomy places the organism in Eukaryota, Fungi, Ascomycota, Eurotiomycetes, Eurotiales, Aspergillaceae.